AUGGCGAGCGCCGCCGGGCGGCGAAACAGCGGCGUUGCCGCUGCGGCCCCGCCGCCGGGCGGGGAAGCAGCGGCGAAGCGCCCGCGGCCGUCGGCCCUCGUCCAGGCCGAGACUCCCGCGGCCCACGCGGACACUGUGUUGCGCGGCCGCCUGCGCCAGCUGGAGGGGCGCCUGGCCGGCCUGGAGCGGGCCCGCGAGGGCGGCCAGUUCUCCCGCAUAGGCGCCGUGCUGGAGGCACGCCUGGGAGGCCUCGAGCGCGCCCUGAAGGACAAGGCUGACGUGGAGGAGCUGAGGACGCUCGCGGGCAGCUUCUCCGGCGUCGAGGGGCACGUCAGGCAGGCCCUCGCGCGUCGAGACGCGGGCGCCGAGCUGGCGGCGCGCCUGGAGGCCGCGGUGGGCGCCGUGGGCGGCCGGCUGGACGAGCUGGAGGCCCGGGUGCCCCGCGAGGAGGCCAUCAUCAAGCUGCAGGAUGCCGUGCUCACGGCCCAGGGGGAGCUGCGGAGCAUGGAGCGGGGUAUGCGGGAGCGCGCCAGCCGCGAGGACGUGCGCGCGCUGGCCGAGUCCGUGUGCGGCUUCGAGGACCGGGUGGCGGGCCUCGACCGGGCGCUGGGCGGCGUCCCCGAGCGCCUCUCGCGGCUGGGCGCCGAGGCCGCCGCGACGGAGCGGCAGGUCCGCGAGCGGCUGCAGGCCCUGGAGGAGGCCGUGCGCGCAGGGCGCGGCGCGGAGCGCCUCGAGGAGCUCGGCGGUGGCCUGGCGGCGCUGCGCUCGCAGGUCCACGAGCGGCUGCAGGCCCAGGAGGCGCUGCGCGAGGCCUGCGAGGGGCUGCGAGCCGCCUCGGGCGCCGCGCACGAGGGCUGCGCGGAGGUCCGCGGGCGCCUCGGGGCGCUGGACGCGGGCCUGGCGGAGCUACGCUCGCAGGCCCGCGAGCGGCUGCGCGCCCUCGAGGAGGCCGUGCGCGGUGGCGACGGCCGCCUUGAGGAGAUGCACGGCGACCUGGCGGCGGUGCGCGCUCAGGUCGGAGCGGUGGAGCAGUUCCUGCACGAGUGCCUGCGCAUGGGCGUGACGGACCAGCUGACCGGGGUCGUAGAGACGGUCCAGCAGCAGGUGGACGAGCUCGGGCGCGCCCUGGCGGAGAAGGCCUCCGAGGGCCUGGUGCGGCAGCUGAUCGACCAGGCCCUGGCGGGCCACUCCCCAGACGGCCUGCAGCAGCUCGGCGUCGCCGUGGCGGAGCUGCGCGCCCGCGUGCCGGCGCUCGAGCGCGCGGCGGGCGCCGCCGACCUGGAGCGGAUGGCCGGAUCGAUCUCCCAGCUGGACAGCAGGGCCACCAGGGCGCACGAGGCGGCGCAGGCGGCCGAGGAGCGAGCGAGCGAGCUGGCGGCCGCCGUCGGCGAGAUCUCGGGCCGCGUGAAAGAGCUGGGCGCCGCGGCCUCCGACGCCCGGGCGAGGGCCCGCGAGGCCAGCGAGCAGGCGGCCCGGGCCCGCGCGGACGCGCGGGAGGGGCUGGAGCAGCUCGAGGCCUUCGCUGGCGAGGUCUCCGCUCGCAUGCAGGAGCUGGGCGCCGCUGCCUCCGAGGCCGGGGCGAGGGCCCGCGAGACGGGCGAGCAGGCCGCCCGGGCCCGUGCGGACGCGGAGGAGCUGGGGCGACUCCGCGCAGACGUGGAGGGCCUUCGGGCCCAGGCCGCAGUCGCGGCGAAGGACCGGCAGCUGAGCGGCCAGAUCCGUCAGGAGUCGCUCCUGGCCGCCGCGGAGAGGGCGGAGAAGGGGGCCGCCCUCGCCAGCGAGCGGGCGCAGAAAGCGGAGUCCACCGUCGCAAGCGUCUGCACGCAUCUGCACAGCAUCGAGCAGGCCGUGGAGGAGAAGGCGGGGCAGCUGCGCGCUGUGCUCGCCUCGGUCCAGGCCGACCUGUCGCGCGUGGAGCAGGCAUCGCAGGCCAGGCGCGGCGACGACCCGUCGCUGCGUGCCACCGUGGCCGCACUGCAGUCCGAGUUCCGCGAGGUGGCGCAUGCUGUCCGCGAGAAGGCUGGCCUCGAGACGAUGCAGGGCCUGCGGGGCACGCUGGCGAAUCUGCAGUCGCACACUGCAGGCCUGGAGCGGGCACUGCAGGAGAAGGUCGACGCGCAACAGGCGAAGCUCGCGGCGGAAGUGUCGGGCCUGCAGGCCAAGGUGUCGAGGCUGGAGCAGGGCUGGAAGCAGAAGGCCGACAGCCGCGACGUGCAGCAGCUCCAGGAUGCCGUCAUGCGCGGGCCCCGCGGCGGCGAGCGCGGCGGCGGCCAGCACCUGGACGGCGCGAUGGCGAACCUCCGCCAGCAGGUCGCGAACAUCGAGCACGCGAUACAGACCCGCGCUGGGGCCGCGAGCGGCGCCGAGCAGGCGGGGGCCUACGCGCAGGCCCAACAGCAGCAGCUCACCGCUGUCGUGGCCUCCGUGGAGGGCCGGCUCGCAGACGUGGAGCGGGAGUUGCAGGCCAAGGCGCCCGGGGCGCAGCUGCAGCAGCUUCGUGGCGCCGUCGCGGCCGUGGAGAAGCGGGCCGUGGCUGUGGACCAGGCGCUGCAGGAGAAGGCCGACGCCGCCCAGCUCGGCCAGCUCAAGAGCACCGCCGCUGGCCUGCAGUCGCAGGUCGGCUGCCUGGAGCAGCUGCUCGCGGAGAAGGCUGGCCCGGACGCCAUCCAGCAGCUCAAGGGGUCGCUGGGCGGGCUCCAGGCGCAGGUCCAGGGCCUGGAGCAGUCCCUGCACGACAAGGCCAGCGCCAGCCAGCUCCAGCAGCUCCGGGGCGCCCUGUCCAGGGCCGAGGCGCGGACCGCCACGGUGGAGCAGGACCUGCAGACAAGGGCGCAGGCCAGCGCCCUGCAGCAGCUGAGGGAGGUGGUGUCGGCGCUGCAGUCCAGGCUUGGCUGCGUGCAGGAGCGCGUGGGCGCGGGGCCCGCUCUCCAGAGCCUGACGUGGGCCCAGCCCACGGGCGGCCUCUCCAGGCCCGCCGGCCUCGCCGACGCGCCGCACUGAGGGGGGGGCCCCGCGGCCUGGGCCCGCCUCCACCGGGCGGAUCGCGCGGAGCUCGGAGGCCGCAGCGAAGAGCUGCGAGCCUUUCCCCUCGGGGCCGUCCUGACCUCGAUCCCCCGACGAGGGUCGGGGCGGCCCUGGCUGCCGAGACACCCUCCCCGGCUCAGGGGCAACGUCGAGGGGGAAGAAGUUCAGGAGGGGACGCGCCGGCCCCCGAUCGCCCAAUCAGCGCCGGCAGGAGCCCGAUGGUCCGCCCCGCCAGGGGUCGCCGAUACCAGCUCGAAGCUACCCCCACCGAGCCAGUCCCUCCUUACGCUUGCCCCGCACCGGCGAGCCGCCACCGAGGGGCGCCCCGCGUGGCCGAAUUCGGCACCCCCUCCCUCCCGCCCCCGUGACCGCUGCAGGGCGAGCGGCGAGAGCGAGACCUCGGGCGGGCGCCUGGGGGCAGAAGCUGGGCGCCACCCGCACGGAGCGCGGUGCGCGACACAAAAGCUGCGGGAUGCCUUGUGGAGCCUCACUGGGACCGCUCCC
Molecule: messenger RNA, 3528 nt
Organism: Prorocentrum cordatum
Lineage: Eukaryota; Dinophyceae; Prorocentrales; Prorocentraceae
Source: the annotation of a GenBank genome assembly